Molecule: messenger RNA, 2809 nt
Organism: Zalophus californianus (California sea lion)
Lineage: Eukaryota; Metazoa; Chordata; Mammalia; Carnivora; Otariidae
Gene: PLCD1
Product: phospholipase C delta 1
Exons: 15
Coding region: 209-2476 (755 amino acids)
Biological process (GO): phosphatidylinositol-mediated signaling; lipid metabolic process
Molecular function (GO): calcium ion binding; phosphatidylinositol-4,5-bisphosphate phospholipase C activity
Source: RefSeq, a predicted model, not a curated record
CCCGGGCCAGGCUCGGAGGCGCGGAGGCACUGGGAAGCGUCAUGCAAUGCCUGGGAAUCCCGAGCCGGAGCCGCUCGAGAGAGCUCCAGCUGCAGGAGCAGAGCCUCAGGGUGGCGGCGCUCAAUGGGCAGAGGCUGGGCCUACAGGAUGACAAGGACCUACAGGCACUGCUAAAGGGCAGCCAGCUCCUGAAGGUGAAGUCCAACUCAUGGCGGAGAGAGCGUUUCUACAAGUUGCAGGAAGACUGCAAGACCAUCUGGCAGGAGUCCCGCAAGGUCAUGCGGACCCCGGAGUCCCAGCUGUGCCUGAGCUCCAGCCCUGGCUCUGUGUCCCCACACUGUGCCCUGGCCGCACCAGGGGCAGGGACUGGCCUCGCAGCUCUGCCACCUAUCCCCUUCUUGCAGUCUCCAUUGAGGACAUUCAGGAGGUGCGGAAGGGGCACCGCACGGAGGGCAUGGAGAAGUUUGCCCGGGAUGUGCCCGAGGACCGCUGCUUCUCCAUUGUCUUCAAGGACCAGCGCAACACACUGGACCUCAUAGCGCCAUCGCCGGCCGAGGCCCAGCACUGGGUGCAGGGUCUGCUCAAGAUCAUCCACCACUCGGGCUCCAUGGACCAGAGGCAGAAGCUGCAGCACUGGAUUCACUCCUGUUUGCGAAAAGCUGACAAAAACAAAGACAACAAGAUGAGCUUCAAGGAGCUGCAGAACUUCCUGAAGGAGCUCAACAUCCAAGUGGAUGACAGCUAUGCCCGGAAGAUCUUCAGGGAAUGUGACAACUCCCAGACGGACUCCCUGGAGGAUGAUGAGAUUGAGGCCUUCUACAAGAUGCUAACCCAGCGGGAGGAGAUUGAUCGCACCUUUGCUGAGGCAGCGGGUUCCGGGGAAAUGCUGUCGGUGGAUCAGUUAGUGACGUUCCUGCAGCACCAGCAGCGGGAGGAGGCGGCAGGGCCUGCACUGGCCCUCUCCCUCAUUGAGCGCUAUGAGCCCAGUGAGACUGCCAAGGCGCAGCGGCAGAUGACCAAGGACGGCUUCCUCAUGUACCUGCUGUCCGCCGACGGCAGCGCCUUCAGCCUGGCGCACCGGCGGGUCUACCAGGACAUGGGCCAGCCGCUCAGUCACUACCUGAUGUCCUCCUCGCACAACACCUACCUGCUGGAAGACCAGCUCACGGGGCCCAGCAGCACCGAAGCCUACAUCCGGGCGCUGUGCAAAGGCUGCCGCUGCGUGGAGCUCGACUGCUGGGACGGCCCCAACCAGGAGCCGAUCAUCUACCACGGCUACACAUUCACCUCCAAGAUCCUCCUCUGCGACGUGCUCAGGGCCAUCCGGGACUACGCCUUCAAGGCGUCCCCCUACCCCGUCAUCCUGUCCCUGGAGAACCACUGCAGCCUGGAGCAGCAGCGUGUGAUGGCGCGACACCUGCGCACCAUCCUGGGCCCCAUGCUGUUGGACCGGCCGCUGGACGGGGUCACCACCAGUCUGCCUUCCCCUGAGCAACUGAAGGGGAAGAUCUUGCUGAAGGGGAAGAAGUUGGGGGGGCUCCUGCCCCCUAGCGGGGAGGGUGGCCCUGAAGCCACUGUCGUGUCUGAUGAGGAUGAGGCUGCUGAGAUGGAGGAUGAGGCCGUGAGGAGCCGUGUGCAGCGCAAGCCCAGGGAGGACAAGCUCAGGCUAGUGAAGGAGCUCUCCGAUAUGGUCAUUUACUGCAAGAGUGUCCACUUUGGGGGCUUCUCCAGCCCUGGCACCCCAGGGCAGGCUUUCUAUGAGAUGGUGUCCUUCUCUGAGAACCGCGCCCUCCGACUGCUCCAAGAAUCGGGAAACAGCCUUGUUCGCCACAACGUCAGUCACCUGAGCAGGAUCUACCCUGCUGGGUGGAGAACAGACUCCUCCAACUACAGCCCCGUGGAGAUGUGGAACGGGGGCUGCCAGAUCGUGGCCCUGAAUUUCCAGACCCCUGGCCCAGAGAUGGAUGUGUACCAGGGCCGCUUCCAGGACAAUGGGGCCUGUGGCUACGUGCUGAAGCCUGCCUUCCUGCGAGACCCGAACUCUACCUUUAACUCACGUGCCCUGGCUCAGGGGCCCUGGUGGACCCGGAAGCGGCUCAGUGUCAGGGUCAUCUCUGGGCAGCAGCUGCCGAAAGUCAACAAGAAUAAGAAUUCAAUCGUGGAUCCCAAGGUGACGGUGGAGAUCCACGGUGUGGGCCGGGACGUGGCCAGCCGCCAGACUGCCGUAGUCACCAACAACGGUUUCAACCCGUGGUGGGACACGGAGUUUGUGUUUGAGGUGGUUGUGCCUGAGCUCGCCCUCGUGCGCUUCUUGGUGGAGGAUUAUGACGCAUCCUCUAAGAACGACUUCAUUGGCCAGAGCACCAUCCCCUUGGGCAGCCUCAAGCAAGGAUACCGCCAUGUCCACCUCUUGUCAAAGAACGGAGACCAGCACCCAUCUGCCACCCUCUUUGUGAAGGUGUCUCUCCAGGACUAGGUUUGGGGGUUCUGAUGGGGGCUGCCCCAGGCACACGCGGCCCUCUGUCCCCAUGUAGGGACAGGGCUCGUGAGGCUGCUCCCCACCUCUCACUUGGAGCUAGAGGCCCCGCACUGCCUUCAGCUCUAACAGACGUCUGUGCUGCUGCCUCCCUGGGGUCCCAGGAGCUAGCUCAGUCCCUGGAGCUCUCUUGAUUCCGUUAGGAAAAACACUGCAGCCCUCUGUCCUCUGGCCUGGCCCUGGGUUGAGGGUUUUUAUAAAAGUUAGAAGACUAAGUCCUGUGGUCUCUUUACCUGAAUGCCAGAAAGUCCCUAUAAAGGGCACCUGUGUGUG